GAUGAAUCAGCGGCCUAUAGGGAGGAGGAGACUAUGGUAUAAAUAUAUAAAUGCUACUUUAAAACAAAACAGAGGAGGGGGGAAGGGACCGAUUGCUCUGUUUUCGCACCCGAAGGCCAUUAUGGGGAUAUGCGCUUUGAAUUUCCUCUCUCUCAAUGUUUCACUCUGUCUUCUUCUCUUUUCUCUCUUCUUCAGCAGUGCCCCAUCGGCCGCUGCUUCUGCAGAGUUGAUUUCUACUACUCCAAGACAAGAUUUAGACAGAUGUGAGUUCGUGAAAUGUGGGGAAGGAACAUGCAAUACUUCCACCGACUCUGUUUUGGGUUUUCAUUGUGAGUGUAAACCUGGAUGGAAAAAGCUUAAGAUUGGUCACUUGAGCUUUCCCUCUUGCGUUGUUCCUAACUGCACAGUUAAUUUCCAAUGCGGCAACGACUCUGCACCGCCGCCUCCUCCACCGCCGGCUUCUACCAACGAGUCGAGCUCAGACCCCUGUGCAUCAGCUUGGUGCGGCGACGGAACCUGCGUCGCUCACGGAGACGGAUUCAAAUGCGCAUGCAAUGAAGGCUCCACCAAUCUGUUGAACAAAACAUCCUUGGGUUGUUUUAAACAAUGCUACUUUGGUGAAGAUUGCGGCGGCGUGAAGUACGGUGACUUUCCAAAUUCACCACCAUCUAGUGCUUCAAUGAAUAGUUCAAAUAGUUCAGCUGGAGUAGCAAGCUGUUGCUCAAGGAAAGUGGGAGCCCUACCCAUAGUAAUGCUUACAGCAAUCUUCUUGAAAUGGGUUUAGUCCUAUGAUUUAGGUUAAGGAUUGUUGCUUUUCUGCCUUGUUUGCUCCUUGUAUUUAUACAAUAACCAAGCUUUGUAUUGAACUUCUAUGAAAUAUUUUUUUGGGGCACCUUUUAAUUACCAUCUUUAUUGAUCUUUGUUUCUUAAAAGAUAAUGAUGUGUUU
Messenger RNA from Malania oleifera, 947 nucleotides. RefSeq lists its product as uncharacterized. The transcript is spliced from 6 exons. The record is from RefSeq and is a predicted model, not a curated record. NCBI's taxonomy places the organism in Eukaryota, Viridiplantae, Streptophyta, Magnoliopsida, Santalales, Ximeniaceae. Bases 2 to 784 code for a protein of 260 amino acids.